AUGAUGAAGCGUUCCGAGGACGAAACCCGACACGGCAGCAGCUAUCAGUUUCUAGACCUUACCGAUGCCGGCCAAAAUGAAACGUCCGCUCUGAUGGGCAUCCUUUAUCCUGUUCCUUCUGGUGGCGGUGGUGUUGUUGACGCUGAUGCUGCUACUGUUACUGCCACCGAAGGGUUGUCGUGUCCAGAGAGCACCGGAAGCGAAACCGUAGACGUCCGGAGGAGCGUGCCCCAGCGUCAAGAUCCCGGACAGGAUGAGGUACUGGGCGUAGGUGGUUGCUUCCAGACGCCCCAGGAGGCGUUCUUGAAUGGGCUGAACCCAAACGCUCAAGUAUUCGAUCCGGUGCCGGUGUUGCUCAUGUCUAAACCGCCAUCCUCCGCAGGCAGCAGCAACCCGGAAGUGGAUAGUUUCCCUGCAGGACACCCACCAACGGGCAGAAUGAUGAUUGUUCCGGUGCGAAAGCACUCGAUCGUGCCAAUUCCAAACCAUUCGCUGGUGUUGCUGGAUCAACAGCCGCCAUCGUUGUCCGCUACGUCUCCCGCCGUCACCACCGGCUUCGUGGCGGGGGCGGCAAACCCGCUCUCCGGUCUUCCCACCGCACGGUCUCCGGUCUUCGGCUUCCGUCCACCGGCUUUGGUCACCUCGACAACAUCAGCACCGCUGCCGACAUUCGUGAACGAAAGCAACAGUAGUUCCAUCGUCGUAGAUACGGAGCAGUUGCUUACUAGCGAAGAACAGUGGAUCGAUUCUUCGACUCAGUCAACGGCCACGAGCGUCGUAGGUGGAGAAGGUGGAGGUGCAGAAGCCACCACGCGGGUAUCCGUUGUAACGGCUGUUACUAUGCCUCCGCACACCAACAAUCCACACCACCCUCCGCAGCAGCAGCAGCAGCCGCCACCUCAGCAGCAGCAGCAGCAGCAACCAUCACAGCAGCAGCCGCAACAACAGCAACAGCUAGCAUCUGUAGCUAACAAUCAGCAGCAUGCGGGAGGCCAGCAACAACAACUUCCACAACCCCAACAGCACAAUGUAGGUGGUCGAAGCGGAGGAGGAGGAGUGGGCGGUGGAAAUGACGCGGGGGGUGGUCGGAAUGCUGAUCGUGACAACGGCAACCAGCAGCAGUUGCAACAGCAGCAGCAGCAACAGCAGGCCAUACCUGUGUCGAACCAUCAGCAGCAACAGGUGAUGCCGCAUGUUUACGCCCAACUCCCAACGUCGGCCUAUAUCCCAUCGGGUCCUCACGGGAUGUAUCCGGUGCAGAUGAUGCCAUCUACGGCACCGGUGCCGAACAACGUGUUCGUCGGUAAUCUGACGGCAAACGUCAGCGUGCACGGGUAUCAUCACGCGCUGUCACCCUACCUGGCGACGACCACGCCACCUGGUGCGUACAUGCAAGCCGAUGUGGCCACCGGUCCAGAGAUGCUAAUGCCGCCCACCCCGGUUGCCAUGUCGGGGGGACGGGGCACAAUGCGCCGAGGGGGUCGAAACAAUCGGGGCGGGAAUAAUUCCCGUUCCCGGGGCGGUUACGUGCCGCACUAUAUUCAGCAGCAGCAGCAUCAGCAUCAUCACCACCAGCAGCAUCAACAUUAUCAUCAGGGCCUUCAACAGCAGCAGCAGCAGCAGGGUGGGAUGAUGCCUAUUACGCUCCACCAGGCAGGACAACUACCGCCCCAGCAUCAGGUUCAGCAGCAACAACAAGCACAACAAGGAGCGCAGGGCGGUGCAGGUGGUGGAGGAGGAGGUCAGCAACAAAACCCACCUACUUCAGGCGGCGGAGGUGCGCAACAACAGCAGCAGCAGCAGGCUCAGCAACCGCAACAUCCUCCACAACAGCACACGCCGGAGUUGAUCCACAUGGAAGCGCCUCCGAUCAUGGGUGGAGCUGGGGCACAGUAUGGAGGGUUUGGAGGUGGAUAUUACGUCCUGCCGCAUCACAUGGCUGCCCAGCAUGCCGCUGGUACGCCCCUGUUCAUGACAGCACCCCAAAUGCAGAUGUACUAUAAUGCGCCCUUGCACGGUUACCCGAACCUGGUAUUUCCGUCCUAUAUUCAGCCUGAGUAUCAAAUGUAUGACGAUCCUAAAGGCGACGAUGGCGGACAGGGACAGGGUCAUGAUGAAGGUGGCGUAGUACACCCCGGGGCAGCCAUGUGGCCACAGCCACCGCACAUGGCACUCGAUUAUCACGCUGAACCGGGAGACUAUCUGCCGGUGCAUGAGGAAGACGGUAGCGGACCGAUGGGGGGCGCUCCGGGUGGAAUAAUGCAGCCAGGAGCGGGGGGACCCCAACAGCCGCCUCCUCCGCAAGCGAUGCAAUCCCCCAUGGGCCAUCACGUGCUGGAUCCAAACGUACCCGGAUUUACGAUGCAAAUGGCACCGGUUCCGGUUCCGGUCGCUCCGAUGCAAUCUCCCGACGAGUACGUCAUGCAGUCGUCGCAACCACCGCAAAACGUACAGCAGCCGCAGGUUGAUGAUUACAACGGAAAUGGCAUCCCAGUGAGCUCAAACGCAAACCCUGCAAUGCAUUCGCCGGUGGUGACUUCCGUGGCGCAGCACAACAUGGGAGGAGUUCCGCAACCGGAGGAGUUGAUGAUGGCAGGCGGGUAUCUAGUUGGGGCUCCCCAGCCGCAACCGAUGUCGAUGGACGCGUCGGAUGUCCUGGUAGUGGCCCCGGAUGCUCAACAGCAGCGACAACAGCAACAACAGCAACACGGACAGGCUGGGCUUUUACCCUCACCGGUCAUGGAUAGUACUGCAGCACAACAACCAAUGAACAACAACUUCAUCGUCGAUCCGCGGUACAUCCAUGCACAUCCUCCUCCACCGCUUCUCUCGAUGCAGGGAGCGCCACCAAAUCAGCAACCUCCUCCUCAGCAGCAGCAGCAACAACAACUUCCACUGCUUCAUCAGCAGCCUUCUCAGGGAGCUGCUAUCUCUUCAACCGAUUUGCCGUCUUCGGGGAAUCAAGCAUUUCAUCAUCAGACGCAGCAUGCGGGUCCAACCGUACUGCCGCCAUCGACAAACGCUGGGUCUAUAACUCUAGAUGGUGCUGUUCUGAUGGACUCGAAUGAAAACGAUAGCAAUAAUAAUAGUAACAGUAAUCACAAAGGCGCCGAAGUCGUCUCAUCGGCAAAGCUAGUUGAUGCGGUAGUUAUGGCGAAUCCACCUCCAUUACCAGCUAGCAACGCAACACCUAUUCUGGAACAGCACCAGCAACAACAGCAGCAGUCCAUGCCAACGGUGUCACCAGCAACGACGGUUGGGGCAACCAGCUUUCCUACAGCGAAGCAGGACAUAGUGGAGAGUUCAACUGGCAACAAGCAGGCGUUACAUCAACCGAAUAUUGUGGGAUACGCAGCAGCUGUUGCGGCACAGCCACCGCCUCGGAAUCGCGGUGAUAUGGAACCUGUAAAAAUCGCGCAAGAACGGAUGGAAAAGCUUUCUAUGAAGGAACAAGAUCAUCAGCGUCGAUCAGGGGUUGCAGUUGGCAGCGAUGGAGUUAGACCACCAGGCCAAGGUGCUAACAUGCAGCGCAGCAAUGUGCCCCAUUCGGCAGCAUCAGGUGUGGGAAGUGGUUGGGUAAAUAACAGCGGUGUUGGGCCUAAGAAAGGAACCGCUUCGGUGUCCGUGUCGGCCAUACCAAACAAGGAAUUUCCAGGUUCGGCCGGUGGUGGUAGUGGCCACCAUAAAAGCACGUCUCCGGUACCGUUCACAUCGCUGGUAGGAACUGUAACCUCGGCACCAUCUACCUCGGCCUCGUUGUCGAUGGCAUCCAACAAGCAACAGCAGACACUCGCUACCGGUGCGAAAUCGUACUCAGAACAGUCACAUCAGCAGCGUUCGGUCGGUGGAACUGUUACUGGUGGGGGCGCCACCGUUUGCCUAAGUGGUGGUGGUGUUGCCAGUGGCGGACAGGCCACUUCCGUGAACCAGGUUCCUCCGCAAAUGGAAUCGAAAAAGGUGGAAGCUAUACCGCAGCGCACGGUUUCGGCUGCUUCAGCCGUUACCGGGGCACCAUCCAUGGCCUCGGCCGGAACUAGCACCACUGGUGCUGCGGAUACGAAGCAUCACCACCAUGAUGUGGUAAUGGUACCCAAGACCAAUACGAACUCCAAUACGGUAAAAUCUGCGAACAAAAUGAUUCCUACCGCUGGAGCUCCUCCCCAGCCGAACAAAACCUGGGCGAGUUUGUUCAAUUCGUCCUCGUCGUCGUCUUCUUCCGUGUCAUCGUCUACCGCGCCAUCUCUGUCGGCAGCAUCAACAGCUACGGCUGCCGUAGCCGUGUCAUCCGUGCCACCGGCCGCCGUCAAUCAGAUGGGAAGCGGUCACGUGACUGGAGCUGCAGUUUCAUCGAACAUUGCCACCACACAACAUCACGCGCAAACAGCAACGGGAUCAGCAUCUAGUGGAUUCAACUUUGCCCCUCCAUCUGUCAAUCGUCCUGCAUCGGCUACUAGCGGAUCCUCGUCUACAGUCACAAUGAACACCGGAAAUAAUUCGAAUAAUACCCCCACUACCAUGUCCGAUGCUGCUGGACCGAAGAAACCAGUUGCCAAAGUGCAACCGUACGAAAGACACCACCCUACAACUACAGGUUCCUCAUCGACUGCUACCGGUGGUCCAAUGUCGUAUUCUUCUGCUGCCGCCUCCAAUCCGACAUCCGGAGGUGUCGGUGGCUCUUCUGCGGGAACUAGUUCUUCGAUCACGGGCAAAGGAAAGGGAGCGCAAGGAGGAAGCGGUGGUAACAACAAUGUUGUAAAAGCUGCAUCAAAUACAACGGCGAUGGUAGGCACAAGUUCUGGCGCAGCGGAUCAGAAAGAUGAAUUUUCUCUAAAAUUUGGAGAUUUUCUGAGCGGAUAUAAUAUUGACAAUAGCAGCAUCAGCAUCAUGCCUCGUGGAUUGAUCAAUCGAUCUAACUAUUGCUACAUUAAUACGAUCCUGCAGGCACUAAUCGCGUGCCCUCCGUUUUAUCAUUUGAUGCGUACGAUUCGUACCCUACCAGCGGCCAAGAAUGCAAAAUGCCCAAAACCAUUCAUAGAUGCAAUGUGCUCCUUGGUUGGCGAAUUUUCUCAGCUUCCUAUUCGCUCGAAGCCGCCGUCUCGAGAUAAGGGAAAGAAGGACGAUACCCUGGACAGUAUCCAGCAGGAUUCGCCGUUCGAACCUGCAAUCAUCUAUAGGAUGCUAAACGGCAUCCGUUCAGAUAUGUUCCAAAUAGAAGGCCGACAAGAAGACGCGGAGGAGUUUCUCGGUUGUGUAUUGAAUCGUCUGAACGAUGAAAUGAUUGAGUUCAUGAAGUUGAACAAACCCGAUCCAGCUGGCAUGAACGGAGAGGAACCAACGAACGGUGAAGUUCACGGAGAAGAGGACGACGAUUGGAUGCUUAUCUGCGGUAAUCGUAACAAGGGCACAGUCACGCGAACGGCCGACUUUGGCCACUCACCGAUCUGCGACAUCUUUCGAGGCAAACUGCGGUCCCGCGUGCAACGUGACGGAGUGCCACCGACCUAUAACAUUCAGCCAUUCUUCACUCUUCCCCUAGACAUAGAGAAAGCGGCAUCAGUAAAGGAAGCGUUAGAACAAUUGGUCGGACGAGAUGAACUCGAGGGUGUGACCUGUUCGAAGACAAAGCAGGAAGUAGCUGCUUGGCAGCAGGUUACACUCGAAGAGCUUCCGGUAGUGCUUAUUCUGCACUUGAAAUGUUUCGAUUACAAGAUGGAUGGCUGCACCAAAAUCCUCAAAUCAGUGGACUUUCCGAUCGAACUGAAGAUAGAUUCGAAAUUAAUGUCUUCUAAAGGAAAGAGCUACUCGGCGAAGCAAAAGCAGUACAAGCUGUUUGCAGUGGUGUAUCAUGAUGGUAAGGAAGCUUCCAAGGGCCACUACAUCACCGAUGUGUAUCAUUCUGGGUAUGGGAGCUGGAUUCGUUACGAUGAUAGUAUCGUGAAAGCGGUACCGGAGUACAACGUAUUGCGUCCGCGUGCCCCUCGCGUGCCGUACUUACUCUAUUACCGCCGAAUGGACACCCAAACCCAUGGUUCCGGCAACGAUAGUACUCACCGAGGCGGCGGCGACGCCGGUGGAGUCGCUGGUCCGGGAGGAGGAAAUGGCCGCGGGGGCUCGUACCACUCGGGCAUGAGUGGAGCUAGCGGCAAUGAUCGACACCAUCACAGCAAUCAUCACGGCAAUGAUCACGGUCGCGGAUCUGCAGGAGGAUAUGGAGCAGGUGGUACCGGGGGUUAUGGAAACAGUCAUGGAAGCGGUGGGGGUAACUACUAUGGUGGUGGUGGUAGUGCGGGCCAACAUGGCAAUAGUGGUCAUCACGGUGGCAACACUAAGUAGUAAGCGUAUAAAACACAAAAGAAGAAGAAUAUCCGGAACCAAAGGUUGGCGGCAGCAAUGCGUUUGUCGGAAUUUGAUAAUAAGAACACAUGAAACUUGUGACUGUGCUGUGUAAAAGAACAAAACGAAAAAGACACUUAAAUCGAAAGGUGAGGUGAAUUGUAUCGAUCUUACUAAGCUUCGUAUCCAUGUGCACAAGAAGUUCUUCUGAUUCUCACCGUAAAACCGUGUGCAAAGAAGGAACUGUUAUCAGUUAAAGGCAACUGUGUGUAGUGUCGUAGUGCCGAUGUGGUGGUAGUGCCGAGGACGAACGACACAAAACGUUCUUUUAAGUAUUUUUCGUUCGGCAUCAUGCGUUUCGGUGGAAGUUUUUGAUUGAGUCUGCUAUCGUCAAGCUCUACUUCAAAGCUAUUAUCCCGAAUGAUGGUGUCUGAUACGAUCGUAUGUAAAAUUGUUUUUACGAUCGAACGAAACUGCCACGCCACUCCCU
This is a messenger RNA of Anopheles nili, 6823 nucleotides long. It is a transcript of the gene Usp10, whose product is annotated as trithorax group protein osa. The transcript has 10 exons. Gene Ontology annotation, molecular function: cysteine-type endopeptidase activity; cysteine-type deubiquitinase activity. Lineage: Eukaryota; Metazoa; Arthropoda; Insecta; Diptera; Culicidae. Gene Ontology annotation, biological process: regulation of autophagy; DNA damage response, signal transduction by p53 class mediator; protein deubiquitination. Bases 1 to 6333 code for a protein of 2110 amino acids. The record is from RefSeq and is a predicted model, not a curated record. Gene Ontology annotation, cellular component: cytosol; nucleus.